GCGUUGGUGCUUGGUUGGGUUCGGUUUCCGGGGUUAGUCUCGCCUUGUUGGUGUUGGGGUUUUAGGCUGGGUGGCAAGUGGGCCCUGGCGGUGGUAGGGGGGCUUCAGCUUGGUCAGGGGUUGUCUGUCUGUGUGAGGUGUGGAGAGCUUGUUCUUCUACAAGCCCCCCCCCCCUCCAGUCGCUGUGACCGGGGGUUCGAGCCGAAAUGGCGACAAAUUAUUCUCCCAAAGACGAUGACGGUGACCAGCACAAGAGCAGGAAGCCGGACAACACUGCGUUUAAGCAGCAACGCCUGCCCGCCUGGCAGCCUAUCCUGACCGCAGGCACCGUCCUGCCUGCUUUCUUUAUCAUAGGCCUCGUUUUCAUCCCCAUUGGUAUCGGCCUCUUCGUCACCUCCAAUAAUAUUAAGGAAUUCGAGAUUGAUUAUACUGGCAUUGAGCCAAAUUCUCCCUGUAACAACUGUGCUAUGAAUGGUACGUGGAAUACAACGUGUUCAUGUGAAGUUCACUUCCAGCUGGAUCAACCGUUUGAGGGUAAUGUUUUCAUGUAUUAUGGAUUAUCAAAUUUCUACCAGAACCAUAGACGAUACGUCAAAUCAAGAGAUGACAGUCAGCUUAAUGGUGAUAAGGCUUCUUUAAAAGAUCCCAGUAAGGAAUGUGAGCCAUAUCGUGUGUCUGAUGGACUACCUAUUGCCCCUUGUGGAGCUAUUGCAAACAGUCUGUUUAAUGAUACUUUGGUACUGUACUAUAUGGACAAUGGCACUCGAAGUGAGAUUCCUUUGAUCAAGAAAGGUAUUGCAUGGUGGACAGACAAGAAUGUCAAGUUCAGGAACCCAACAGGGGAUUCCAAUUUAUCAACCAUUUUUAAAGACACUGCAAAACCUGUGAACUGGCCAAAGCCAGUGUAUGAACUGGAUCCAACUGAUAAGGAUAACAAUGGAUUUAUCAAUGAAGAUUUCAUUGUGUGGAUGCGUACUGCAGCUUUACCCACUUUUCGUAAGCUGUACAGACUUAUUGAGAAGAAGGAUUCAUUGAACCCUACAUUGCAACAAGGAAACUACACAUUGCAAGUUACCUACAAUUAUCCAGUGCGCAGCUUUGAUGGGCGAAAAAGAAUGAUCUUGAGCACCAUUUCUUGGAUGGGAGGAAAGAAUCCAUUCCUUGGGAUCGCUUACAUCACUGUUGGCUCCAUCUGCUUCUUUCUGGGAGUUGUAUUACUGAUCAUCCAUCACAAAUAUGGGAACCGCAACACCAGUGCUGACAUUCCUAAUUAGUAGCGUCUUUGCAACAGACUAACUGCAUGUGCAUCCAUUCAGAGUUCUGAUGUGUGAUGAAUCUGUAGGAAAAUCUUAGAAGGCCAGACCAGUUAUUAUACAUGAAAUGAGAUUUGGCUGUCUCUUCAGUACAUUGUCAUUAUCUGAUUGUCUUCUCAAAUAUACUAAGGUCCUUUUGAUUUGCAGGUGAAGCAGUGUGUGCAGAAUUGCUUGUUCCUUUUUUUACAAUCGCUAAUGGCUAUAAAUUUUAACUUCUGUGCAUAUGGAUGUUAAUAUUCUUGGAUGUACAAAUCGCUUUUAAUGUUUCUUGAACAAUGGUAAAAUUAAUGCACUUUUGCUUUUACUUGCCAAUCAGAAAUUGUCAGUGGAUUGUGCAAGUUCCGCUAAGGAUCUAGGGAGACCUACGUCAUCUCCUGUGCACAUGGUGAGUUUUCCACCCCCGCCCCACCACCCCACCAUUAACAAACUGGCCAGUUCAGAUUAUUGUUUAGUAAGACAAAAAUGCAUAUAUAUUGGGCAGUACGUUUUACUUUUAGUUUUCAGAGAAUUAUUUUGCCCCUCCAUAUGGAAAUGAAAUUUUGCAAUUAUUUUUUCACUUUUUAUCCAAUGCAUUCACAUGACAUCAAAAAAUAAGCAACCAAUUGGAAAUUGAGGUUUUAGAGGGUCAGAACUGAAAUCAGCUUAAUAUUCCAUUGCAAAAUAUAACAAGCAUAAUCCUUUUAUGCUAUAAAGCAGCUUCAAGUUAUGCUGAUUUCCCAAAGCCCCUAUACCCAACAUUAUUGUAGUACCUUUCAAUUGUAGACCAAUCAACCCGUCUGCAGAUGGUACAAACUAAGUAGAUGUGUUUCAGCAGGGUACACAAAAACUUUGUUGAGAAGGGAGUAAAUGUGAGCAUUUAAACUACUGAAGUACAUCCUUAGCAGUUGUAACUCUUGUAUUGUAAAACAUCCCUUGUAUUUGAAUUCUUUAUUACAAAGCAAUGGAGAGGGGAUGAGUAUAUUCCUUUAUGGGAAGGGAAUUGUCAGUUGUGUAAUUGGUGGGGAGGUAGUGGAGGCUGAAUAUAAACUUUGGUGGCCAAAUUUUGUUGGUUGUAAUUUAUUAGUAUGUAAAAUUAAUGAUAUAAAAAUAAAUGUUUGGCUGUAAGCAGCUCAAUGUUGCUUUGUUUUGUGCUGGAGAAUUUAUCUUGUGCAGGUAUGUGGGAGGAGAGUUUUUUUUCUUUAAAACUCCUUUCCAGCUUCACUUUUUGUCAUGAAACAUUCUGCUCGGUAGGUUGACAUAUAAACAUAUCUUUUUCUGGGGUUGAGGAAUGAAUAUGUUGCACUUAAUGCACAGACCACCACGUAAAUUAGCCAUGCAACAUUGGAUUUUUAGAGUAUUGUCCCAUCUACUGUUGAAAAAAUGCAUGUGUAAUAUGAAUGUAAUUAAAGUUUAUUUAUCACA
Carcharodon carcharias (great white shark) is the source of this 2714-nucleotide messenger RNA. RefSeq names its product cell cycle control protein 50A-like. Bases 207 to 1274 code for a protein of 355 amino acids. The transcript has 7 exons. Gene Ontology annotation, biological process: phospholipid translocation. NCBI's taxonomy places the organism in Eukaryota, Metazoa, Chordata, Chondrichthyes, Lamniformes, Lamnidae. The record is from RefSeq and is a predicted model, not a curated record. Gene Ontology annotation, cellular component: plasma membrane; endoplasmic reticulum; Golgi apparatus.